AUGUAUGAGAUCCGUGUGAUUGAAAACGAGAGCUACCUAGAGGACUCCCAGAAGCUUCUGUAUAGAGUCUACGUGGAGGAACAAGGAUGGUGGUUUAGUAAGAACAAUCCCGCAGGAUUGAGGGUAAAAGAUGGAAGACUCAUAGACAAUCGCAGCUAUAUUGCGACAGUGUUUGGUUUGUUCUGUAAAGAUAGGCUUAUAGGUACGGGCAGAAUUUGCAGAAGAGUGAACGGAAAGUUCGAAAUACAGGAGUACGACACUGGAGAGCAACAAUCUCCACACGAAGUUGGUGCGAGGCGUAAUGAGCUACUGCAUCAACAACAAUAUGUGCAUGUUCGGCGCUCCACCUACGAACCUCACGACAAAGAAUAUGCUAACAUUCUCAUAGGAGCUACUAUGAAUCAGAUGCGUACAUGUGUCGAUAAGUUGGAUAAACUCAUAUAUAAAAGUGAAAGUCCAAUGAGUAGGUUGUAG
Molecule: messenger RNA, 474 nt
Organism: Cetraspora pellucida
Lineage: Eukaryota; Fungi; Glomeromycota; Glomeromycetes; Diversisporales; Gigasporaceae
Source: the annotation of a GenBank genome assembly